UGUCACAGAAAGUUAGUAUUCCAACCUGUUCAGAAAUCACAAAUCAUCUGCUAGCCUGCAUCUGAAUGGGCCAACCUCCACCUAUUUAUCUGGCUAGAGAAUGUACAUAGCUAAUACUUGAUGGUCUUUGUUUCAUUCCCAUUUUCGAGUGACUCACACUCUCCCAUCCUAUAGCUGGGCAGAAAGCCUGUCCACUAAAUUGGGUGCGUUCUCCCUCUUGUGGUCGCAAAGUACCAAUGCAGAACCAGUGCUAGAAAUGUGUAUUUUCCCCAAAAAAGUGUUACAGAUGAGGGAUUUUGAUUCAAUAGAACAACAUUCAGCGUUUUCCAACUUCCUAAAAUCCUAACACCCAUAAGCCAAAUGCAAAUCGUACACAUAUUUACAGUAAUUAUGCUCUUAAGCAUCUCAUUCCUAAUAACUGUUUGGGUGGAACAAAUCGCAAAACUGUAAUUGCAACUGAAUGUAUGCAAUCUGUUUGGGAUUAGGGCAGAUGAGUAGCUUCAUGUGUCCUAGUUCAGUGACAGAGUCCCAAAAGAUCCAUACAACAGGCUGGCAUGAUGAAGUUCUAGGGUAUCUCAAUGCCCUCGCCUGUUUACGGGACCCAAUUUGCUUUCAGCUGCUGAGGGAAGGGGGUUGAAUGGGUUGAAAUAUCUUGCCACAACACGGAGUAAAUUUUGGUUAGUUGCGCCCUAUCUCUGCAGUUUAGUUUCAGAAUUUGUAGAGAUACCCUGGAAUGCUUCCUGCCACUUGUUUUCUGUUUCUGUAGGUAUGAAGUCCUUUCUUUCAGAGCUUCCAUUUGUAAACAUUAGGUCCUACCAUUGCCCUUCUGUUUUUUUACUGGGUUCUUGAACUUUAAACUUUAGUCAUUCAGUAACUUCACCCAAGAGCUAGCUGCUAAGCAGGCGAAAUCCAGUUAACUGUUCCAAGGGAACCAAAAUGGGAACUCACAACAACUGGACAAUAUGGUUUCUCUUCCUUGCAUUCAUUUUUCAUCAGGCAGAAUCAACAGUGUUUUUGUCGGACAGGGAUGCAAAUCAAGUUGUUGCAAGGUCUAAGCAUGCCAGAUUCAUGUAUUUCGAAGAAUUCCUCCAAGGUAAUUUGGAAAGAGAAUGCUUUGAAGAAAGGUGCACAUAUGAAGAAGCUCGAGAAGUAUUUGAAGACACCGAGAAAACUGACAAGUUUUGGAAUGGCUACUUUGAUGGUGCACCAUGCUCCUCCAACCCCUGCCUGAAUAAUGGCGUGUGCAAGGACAGCAUCCGAAGCUACACAUGUGAUUGUAGAGAUGGCUUUGAAGGAGCCAGCUGUGCUUUUGCUAAAAAUGAGUGCCGCCAUGAAAUAAACGAGGGUUGCCAGCACUUCUGCUAUCCAGAACUGAUGUCGUACCGCUGUUCGUGCGCAAAAGCCUAUGAACUUGGGAAAGAUGCUAAAUCGUGCCUUCCCCAAGAUCAGUGUGCAUGCGGCAGACAUAAAGACCACUUACCUGUGCAGCUGGAUGCCACCGAAACAAUCCAGAGAGGAUUCCCUUGGCAGGUCCUGCUCUUAAACUCGGAAGGAGAAUGGUUCUGUGGUGGUGUUCUACUGAAAACUAACUUUGUCCUGACUACAGCUGAAUGUGCACGGCUGAAUCCCAUCAUCGCUGUGAUUGGAAUCAACAGGCUGCAAAGAGCUAGGCAAGAAAUACCUGUGAAACAGAUAAAUAUACACAUCCGCUAUGAUAGCGACACCGGUGAGAACAACUUGGCUUUGCUUGAACUCGAAAAGCACAUUGGCUGCAGCAGCCGCCACCUGCCCAUAUGCAUCCCAGAGAGGGAUUUUGCGGAGCACGUGCUGAUUUCGGAACGGGAGGCCACUCUCAGUGGCUGGAAAGCCGAUGGAAAUAACUCCACAGGUUCAACGGCGGAGCUGUCAGUUUCGUACCUCAAUGGAGACGAAUGCAAGCAAAUCCUCAACAGGACACUGAUAACAAGGGAAUUCUGUGGCUAUAGCCGUGAAGUAUCGGGAGAACUACUGGCUGGAGGUAGCUUUAGUGCUGUUGACUAUAAAGGCACUUGGUUUCUGACGGGUGUUUUAGAACCAUGGGCAACAGAAGCAACUAAGUGGGAAACACUUAUAUUCACUAAGACGACACGAUACAUGAUGUGGUUUAAGCAAAAAAUGGACUAAUUGAAAGCAAGGGCAUAGGAAUAUGUGGAAUGGCAAGGCCCAGCAUUUGUAUGUAUUUGUGUAGAAGUCAGUUGUAAAAAUUAUGUGCAAUUAACUCUUGAAAAUAAAACUUUUUGCCCUUUA
This is a messenger RNA of Zootoca vivipara (common lizard), 2286 nucleotides long. It is a transcript of the gene PROZ, whose product is annotated as protein Z, vitamin K dependent plasma glycoprotein. Gene Ontology annotation, cellular component: extracellular region. Gene Ontology annotation, biological process: blood coagulation; proteolysis. Gene Ontology annotation, molecular function: calcium ion binding; serine-type endopeptidase activity. The record is from RefSeq and is a predicted model, not a curated record. NCBI's taxonomy places the organism in Eukaryota, Metazoa, Chordata, Lepidosauria, Squamata, Lacertidae.